This is a messenger RNA of Macrobrachium nipponense, 19700 nucleotides long. It is a transcript of the gene cert, whose product is annotated as ceramide transfer protein-like. Gene Ontology annotation, biological process: ER to Golgi ceramide transport. Gene Ontology annotation, molecular function: lipid binding. The record is from RefSeq and is a predicted model, not a curated record. Bases 185 to 2131 code for a protein of 648 amino acids. The transcript has 13 exons. NCBI's taxonomy places the organism in Eukaryota, Metazoa, Arthropoda, Malacostraca, Decapoda, Palaemonidae.
CGACUGAUUGUUUGGGUUAAUUACCAUUCGCGGUAGGGACAGGUGUGACUGUGAGUCUCUCGUCGAAGGUAAAAUAGUCAGUCGUUCCUCCACUUCGAUAAACGCCCAUGACACUCGUAGACUGAGGGUUACUUCACCACCACUUCGUCAUAGGCCGCCCAAAACCCCUUCGAAGGAAUCCAGGAUGUCCGAGGACUACGGCGGCGUGGUGCUCAGUGACGAAGACAGCGAAGAGGAUGCCCCCCUCCAGCAGCAGCACCCGAGGCAGCCCAUGGAACUACAGGGAACUGUAUCAAAAUGGACCAAUUACAUCCAUGGCUGGCAGAAUCGUUUUAUGGUUCUGAAGGAUGGUACAAUGAGUUACUACAGAAAUAAUGAUGAAACGGAAUAUGGCUGUCGCGGGUCCAUUAGCGUCCAGAAAGCUCAUGUUAAGCCCCACGAGAUAGACGAGUGCCGCUUUGACGUUUGCUUGAAUGAUUGUGUGUGGUACCUUCGCACUGGAACUGUCGAGGAGAAGCAUCAGUGGGUUGAUGCAAUUGAGCAACACAAGUGCAAUGGACACACACCGCAAUGCAUGGGGAUAUCUCAGCUCUCAGUGAGAGAGCUGGAAAACAAUGGUUUGAGACGGCAUGGAAGCGCUGUUUCCCUGACUUCCACAACUCUUUCUACCACCUCUGGGUCAUCAUUAAAGCGAGCUAAAGGCCUGCAUGAGAAACUAGCAGAGAUAGACACCUACCGAGAUAUCCUCAUACGACAGAUGGAAGCGCUCCAGACGUACUUUGAUGCAUGCGCUGAAUCUGUUAAGGAAUUAAAGACUACCGAGGCAACUUGCAAUGGUCAUGGCCCAGACAUUGAAGGUGGAGUAGAGGCAGAAUUAGCGGUCGAGUGUAAUUAUAAUCUCAAAGGUUCUCCCAUAGCUGGCAGUAGACGGCUUUCUCCUAACCUGCUACCGCCUCAUAUCAGCCGGGAAACCUUAGAGAAACAUGGUGCCUAUGCUAUUGAUUUUAGAGGAGAGGCUCUUACUUUUAAGGCUACAACGGCAGGAAUUUUGACAACUUUAGGUCAUUGCGUGGACGUAAUGAACCAGAGAGAGGAGUCUUUCAAACGACGGUUAGAGAGGGAAGGAGAAAAGCGUAAGAGGUUGGAGGAAAAGUUGAAACAUGCUCUGUCUCUGAGUGCUCAGGAGUCUCCAACUGCCAGAAGAGUUAUGGUCAUGGGUGGCCCUGAUUAUGAGGAAGGCCCACACAGUGUGAUGGGCGAAGAUGAAUUCUUCGAUGCUGUGGAAUCGGCACUUGACAAGAUGGAUGAGGAAGAAGAGUUCAGGGAGCGACUGAGGCUAAAGCAACUGGCUGCCCCUCAGAAACCGGCCACUACUCAUCCGCUGUGGCCUGAGAUCGACAAAGUAACCAAAGAGCAGUUAUCAUACGCUCAGCAAGAUGUCGACGGAGGUGUUUGGCAGUUGUUUGCGGAAGAGGGUGAGAUGAAGAUGUACCGCCGUGAGUUGGAAGAGGAUGGUCUUGUGGUGGAUCCCCUGAAGGCUGUGCACCAGAUACGGGGUGCCACAGCUCACGAAAUGGCACACCACUUUUGGUCUCCAGAUGUCAGAUUUGAAUGGGAAACUACAUUAGAGCAAGUCACAGUUAUAGACAGAAUAUCAGAUGACACCCUGCUAUUCUUGCAACUGCACAAGCGAGUUUGGCCAACCGCCCAACGUGAUGCAUUGUUUUGGUCACACAUUAGGGAGAUCCCCAAAACAGAUCCAGCCAAUGGUAAUGCACACGACACCUGGAUCGUUUGUAACAAGUCGUCGGAACAUCCUGACGCUCCUAAUGAUGGAAAAUGUGUUCGUGUGGACCUGGAAAUAUGUUUUGUCUGCCAGACGUUCAUCGACCCACCACCAGCUGAAGGAGAACCUAUCACCAGAGACAAUCUUUUAACAAAGAUUAUUUACUGCUCUGUUGUCAAUCCUGGUGGAUGGGCGCCUGCUUCCGUCUUGAGAACCGUUUACAAGCGCGAGUACCCAAAGUUCCUCAAGAGAUUCACGCAGUAUGUCAUCGACAAAUCUGCUGAUCAGCCUAUAGCUUUCUCAGGGCUCAAAAUAAAAGACCAGAACAAGCACUGGAGAGGUUGAUGCUUGUUAUAAGGUAUAUUGUUAAGAAUCCAGAGACGAGUUGCCAGAAGUAUUUUGAUAUAGAAGUAGAGAAGGUUAUCUUGGCCUGGAUGGAGCCUCGUUUCGUGCAGAGCCAAUUUGCCGUCUGCGCUUGCCAUAUCAAGAGUGUUGAAAAUUGGUAUUAACACCAGAGGUUUUCUAUAUGAAUAUAUAUAUAUAAAUAUAUAUAAUAUACAUAUAUUUUAAUAAUUGAAUAAAUGAUAAGGUAUUAUAUGCACCAAAGAGUUUUUAGUUUUUAUAUUACUUUUACUUGAAUACUGGGUAUAUGGAAGAAUUUCAGUCACUGUCAUUUCUUAAACCUUGUCAAGACACUGGAGUGAAUAGUAAUAUUAUUUUUUACUGCCAUGAAAGGGUUUAUUCCUGAAGCAUUACAAUGCCUUGUAAAAUCAACAAGAAAGCCAUGUGAGAGUUCUGUGCACUUAAAUUUACCACACUUAUGUAUCUCAAGUUGCAUGGGAAAGGCAGGCAAGUUAACCUGUACUUUAGUACCAACAUGCUAAUGAUAUUAUGGGAAACUAAUUUUGAGCUGAUUGUGUUCUGGAAUAAUUUUUUUUCUUGUCAGAUGCUCCAAUUUCUAAAGCAGUAGGAAGGAAGGUACUUGUAGGACUGAAAUCUUGGUCAAGUUGAUAGUUUUAUUUUGAGUUUACCAGUUAAAAGAUUUAUAACAUGAAAAUUCUGUAGUUAUCAUUGUAGUUGUGUGUAUUUUCUGUGUUGAAUAAGGCAGUACAGUCCUAUAAAAUUUGAGGAUUUUAGAUUUUUUUUAUUUUAUUUAAAUUGGCAUAAAAGUUUUAUUUCAUUAUCAAAUGGGACUGACUUACACCACAGUAGUAAUUGUGCCCAUCUCUCUCUCUCUCUCUCUCUCUCUCUCUCUCUCUCUCUCUCUCUCUCUCUCUCUCUCUCUCUCUCUCUCUCUCUCUCUCUCUCUCUCUCUCUCACAGAGGAUCACAUUCAGGUAAAUUUGAGCAACACCUGUAAUUACUCAUUCCAAGUUUGAUGUAGAUGGAUUCCAGAAUUGCUUGUAGAAAUAUUGUUCACUUUGUUUCUGAAGUUUUCCAUUUUUGCUGUUACUGGCUCUUUAAAAAUCUGAAGUUUCCCAUUUUGCUGUUACCGGUUAUUUACAAACUUUUUGCUUAAUAUUGCAAGUAAAAGUUAGUUUAGUGUAUAGUUAUCGGCAAAUACUAUAUUUAGUUACAUUUCCUUACUUCUGCUAAGCGUCUUUUAAAUGUUUUAAAUAAGACAUUUCUAAGGUUUUAAAUUUCAUACUUUGUUUACAGAACACCCAACUCUUAAUAACAAUUCCUUAUUAUUUACAUAUUAUGUAUACUAUUACUCUGGCGUAUUUCCUGUUAUUUUCAUGAGUUAAAUGAAGUAGAAGGAGCUUUGGGAAAAGUGUACAGGCAGUCGUUGAGAAGGAACUUUGCAAAAAGAGGGUACUAUAAUUAAUUUCAUAAUAGUUUCCAUGGAACAAGAGCUCUAUGUAAAUAAACCUUCUUGAUCUAGUACAUAAUGUUUUUCUUUGGAGAACUGCUGAGUACAUAUAGUGGUGUGAUGGUGCAGUAGUUUUGUGUACUACUGGUUUUCAUCUGCAAGGUCUUGAAAGAUUGUAAUAUAUUCAAAAGCUGAGAAUGAAUUAUAUAUUCAUUACUCUAAUAUCACAUUUUUGAGUUCUUAGGAAGUGUCAUAACAUUGAGCAUUUUCACACUACUUCUAUGUUGGCUAUUUCCCCCAUUACAUUUCUCAUGUGUGCAAGAUGUCAUCCCUUCUUUCCACGGUAAUAAUUCACACAUAGUGACGUUUGUUCCUGUGAUGGGAGAGGUCUGUUUGUGUAUUUUUUCCUUAAAUGUGCACAUAAUGCACAAUACUCAUACUGAGGACUGCAAAUUGGAAAUAGCCUUUUCACUCUUGGAAAUUUCCCGUCUCAGAUUUUGUAUUUGCGCUCAUUUGUUGGAUGUAUCAUCACCCUUGUCCAGAGGUAAAAGUCUAGCUUACCUGAAAACAUUUCAAAAGAGUAGCAUUGAAGUAAUGCAGUGAGUGCUGCCUUUAUUUUAAUGUUCAUACUUUUCUAGUUCCGCCUGAUUCAGAAUAUCAGUAUGAUUUAGUGAGGUGGUUUUGAUUAACGUUAGUUUCAAGUGAAUUUUCAAUUUUUUAGGAUAUACAUUAUUUGUGGGGCAUAAACAUUGAUUAUGAAUGCUGAAAUCUUAAAAUAUUUCUUUUGUAAGCAAAUAGAUAUUAUGUAAUACUAAAAGUUUUUAUGUUUACUCUCACUUAGAUUCCAAACUGGAGUUUGUAUACCAUUAACUAGUUAUAUAUACUUCAUAUAUACUUCAUAUUUGGUUUUGGACACUGAACACUCACAUGGCUGAAUUGAUUUUUCUGCAAGGAUCAAAGUGCAAAUGCCUUUCAAGGAAAGGCCAUUUUCACAGUAAACUAAGGGAUGCUGGAAAGUGUCAGGCUCGUAGACUCUUAUGAUCGAAACAUGCCUCAUCAUCUGUGGUCUGCAUUGUAUUCUCUGCCUCAGCUGUGUUGCUGAGAAUAUAUACUAUGGGUCAGAUAGACCUGGUUUUCAUGUGAUGUUACCUGAAAUUGAGUAAUGAUUGUAUCACAGUGUCUAUUUCAGUUAAAGAAGCAAAGAUUUUAUGAAGACUUGUAAUGCAAUUCUUCCUCUGCCUCAAACAUACUAAUGCCUGUGCAUUGUUCAUGUUCUAGUUUUAUAUUGUAAAGUUGUGAAAAAGUGGAGAUACAUGUGAAUAUCUGUUUUAAGGUGAAAGAAGUCUAUAUGGUGGUAUGUUUGCCCUGUAUAUUUGCUUGUGUGCCCGAUUCUCGAUAAUAUAUACAUAUGCAUACUUAAUAUCAGGAUUGGAAAUUCUCUUACAUCACUGCAUAUAAUUGUGAUAUUUGUAUAUAAGCCUGUAGGUAAAGUUAUAUACACACACUAUAUGAAUAUAUUUAGCAACAGAUUCUCGUUGAAUUGACAGUUUAAAUACUUUUUUUAUGCAUAACUGAGGCUUGUUGUUACAGUGCAAUCUAUUACACAACUCCUUUGAGCAAAUUUAUAACCCCUCCCCCCCUUCAUGUGUAUAUAUGCUUUAUUUUUCUCUGACAGUUUUGUUUUUGUAAUUUUUAGAUCUAUCCAUAUACAUUCAUUUCCUUUUUUACCCUUAAGUCAAUUCCAUUUCUCUCGCCUCCCCUUUCUGGUGUAUUCCUUCAUCCCAACCCCUGAAAACCAUUAUUUUGUUCCAGUAGUAUGUGCAAUGUGACUAAUAUACUGUAUAAUUGUACCUUGUACCUGUUGAAUCGGUAAAAUAAAUUGGAAAAUAUUUCAAGUCGAUGAUCUAGCUCUGGAGAUAUGCUCUUGUACUUUAUGCAAUGCUUUUAGAACUGUACUAGAGCCUCUUGUUUAUCCUAGUCGUAAAGGAAGUGUAUGUUUCUUUGUUUUCAUCCAGACCAAAGUUGUAAUUUUAAAGGCUGAUUUUUCAUUUGCACAAGUUGUCACCUGCUGAAGAUGCGUCAUAAUAGAGUAGACCUAUAUUGCCCAUUCACUUGGAACUCCUUUUAAGUGCUUUUUGUGCACUGAAGUAUGGUUUUGGUGAUUUUAUUCAAUAAAAAAUAGAGCACAAAGUAGUUCCUUCAAGUUGCAUGCUCUCUCUUUUUGUUUCCUAUAAGGGCAAGUUUCAGACUUGAAUCAUUCAUAUUUUACAGUUGUUUCUUUAAUCUGGAUAACACCAUUGCUUGACAGUGUUGGUCUUACAUUUAGAUUUUAUUAGUUCUGCUUCUGCUCAGUUUGACUUAAGUGAGUUUGUUUCUUAAGAAUUUUUGCACUGAAAAUUAAUUGCAAUUUAUCAUAUGUUCUAUAAACAGUAUCUGUCUGAGUUUGCAAGUUAUGUUUACAGUAUUUUCUUGAAUUUUUAGUUGUGUAUGAUCACGGUGACUUUUACUUCUAAUUAUAGAUAGCUUCACAUAAUUGUUUUUCUACAAGUGGUAUGUAACAUAUUCUCUUUUGUGUUACAUAGCAGUUAGUCGAUACGGAACCAAUAAACAUUCAGUAUGCCAUCAUCUAAUCAGUUGAGCGCUCAGUAUGGCAAGUGACAACAUUAUUUUCUCUAACUUGAUUGACAAUGCUGUAUAUAUGAAGUUAGAUGUCUUAUACUAUUGAACUUGUCCUUUACAAUAUUCUCUUGUUAGCUAAUAUUGCAGUCCAGUAUAUUUUUAUAUGAGAAACCCCCUUCAAAAGCAUAGAUAGGUUUGCCUUAAACAUUUAUGGCUUUUUGGAGAUGGGGCCACUGUGACUAGUUAAAUAUAUGCAAAAUUUCACAAAUGCAUUUGAGGCACAAUUUAUGAUUUACUCAUGACCAAUGGUUUUCCAGUGCAUGUACAGGUUUUAUGCUUUGUUGUGUUGCCCAGAAAACAUACCGAUGUCUGCUUACAAAACCAUGUGGGAGGAAGUCUAUUUUGUUUGGAUUUCAAAUUUGAUGUCCUUUGUGAAAGUGUUUGUGACCAGUUAGUCAUUCACUAGUAAGUGGUGAACCAUAAGUUUGUUGUUAUCUGUCUGAAGUUCUUCAUUGAAAAUUAUUGGUAUUUGCUGGAAAAAUGUGAUGAAAUGCACGUUAGGGCUUUUUUCAUCUAAAUGUGUCAUGCAUCUUGUUUGCAUCUUCUCAGGAUAUCCCAAUUUGUUACUUUAUUUUCAGUUUUAGUCCAGUUAAAAAGACUUGGUCAUUUGAUAUAGUAUACAGAUUUGGUGGGUUUUCCAGAUUAAAUUAGGUGAUGAAAGUGCUGUUUUGUCUAAAAGUUAAAUUUUAUAUCCCAUCAACAGCUGUUAGAGAAAAUUCCUGAACAUGACGUCAUCCUUUUCCCCCAUAUUUCUUUAUUCCCUGGGCACUAUGCAUCCAGAGAGGGUGCAUGCAAGAAUGGCAUAUUUAGAUGUGAAGGUUUCAAGAAACACUUUUACUCUACAUGCGUUUUUAAUUUGAUGACAAUUGAUAUGUAAUACUGUACAGUACUUACAUGUAAAGCAUUCUGAUGGCCAUGCAAUGUCAUCUGAUAAAGUUGGUCUUAUCGGAAACUUUUCCCACACUUAAUUUCAUUUUUGUGGUGUUACGCUAGUCUGAGAAAUGAAAGCUUGAUUCUUACACUAUUCUUUUUUACCAUCUUUUCUGCAUACAUUACUUGGUGUCCACAUAUACAGCAGUCUUUGAUUCUGUAAAAAUCAACUUUGUAAACACCGUUUUCUCCUCACAUUUCAAGUUCUGCUGACACUAUUUUACAGCAUCGGAUGGCAGUCUGUCCAACAGUUUUUAUAUUGUUCCUGAACAACUGAGUUAAAGUGUACUCUUAUAUGCACUUGAGGCUGCAUAAUUAAGAAAGUCCUUCACCUAUUUUUUUGUAGUGGCAUGUGGGCACAAAAGUUUGCAGUUUUUGAGAACAUGUAGUAAUUUAGAACAAGACUUCCCUUAAUUUUUUUUAUUGAAACUUAAACAUUUCUAGUUUUCAUUCAGGUUCUGAUUUGUCUGUGAUACUAAAAUUCAAGAGUUAGCAGGUCAUGCAAGUGGCAGUGUCGGCCUCAUCUUAGGAUAGAAAUGUUAACAAAGCUUUAAAGAAGAGGCCUGUAGCACAUUGUUAAUUUAUGACUUACCUGGGAGCAUUUAGGCAGGCCUUCUUGGGAAAAUCAUUACAUAUUCAUAAAUCUAGCUUAUGUACUAAUUAAGAUUAAGAGCCUUAUAGGUACCAUUAACAUUCAUUAUACAGUGUUUACUCUGCUGGAUAUAUCUUGUAAUUUAACUGUUAUAGAAUACAAGAUUGUAAAUACAGUUCUGUUUUGAGUUGUCAGCUUUUGUAGUUUUGCUCUUAUAGCAUUGUAUUACAACACACUUCAAAUUAUUUAUGUCUUUGCUUAAGCAUUCAUAGAAAUUCGUUACUCAGUAAGUAGUGUGCUUGAACAUUUUUCUGAACUGUUUUUUAAUCUUUAACAUAAAAGCUAAAUGGGCUAUAAGGUCGAGGUUCACCUGUCACAAGCAAAAACUUGAGGUUUUCAAGUUUGUGUGGACACCAUAAGCUUGAGGAUUAUGCACUGCUUAAGCUCAUAACUUGAGUCAGUAGACUCAGAAGUUAGUUUUAGGACCAAAAGUGUCAGCGAUGAUGCACAGAUGUGUUUUUAAAGUUAUCCAGAAUUGGUAGCAGAUCGUGAAGUUACUAGGAGUUCACUUACUGUAUUAAGAAGCUUAUGUGCCAAGAACUUAAUGCUUGUGAAGAUUACGGAUUUUGGAUAUCAGAUUUUUUCUCAUUUUUUAAUGGUAAAACCAUCAUUCAGCUCUAAAAUGUAGUCCGACACAUGAGUGAAUUAGGUAUGCCAAAAGCCUAAGCCAUACAUGGUAAUAAAUCAUUGUGUAAUGUUGGUUGUAAGAAAACAUGCCCAUAAGAGCAUAGGCAUGGUAUAUAAUUACAGGUAGGUUUUUAGCACAAACAUAAAAGUUGCUAGCAGGACAGUUUUAUCAUGUGUGUAGUUAACAGUUAUUGACAAGAAAUUUUCUGUUGCCAAAAUCUAGAAGGAUGUGAUGAAUAAAACAGCAAAAUUUUAUUGAUUAAAUAUAAUUUUCUAAUAGGUAUUUUCUAUGUAAGGAGUCUUGCAUGCAUGAAAUCUUGCCUCCCUUUUUGCUAAAGAGCUGUUGCUCUGUGGUUUUUCAUUCAUAUUGAAUGACAGGCUGAGCUGAUGACCAACCAGUGAAGGCUAAACAGUAUUUCAGCCUUUUAAGAACUUGUAGUUGUAGGUACUCUGCUUUUAGAACGUGUUGAAGAUGUCGUUAUAUUUUCAUAGCUCCAAAUUUGAUAGCACUUAUGGUUUCAGUAUACAGUUAAAUGUUAGUGGCAUCAUUAUUCAUAUGGUAGAUGGAAUGGGUCUUAAUGAGUUAAUGGCAAAUUGCAUCAUUUAAUAUGAUUUUUAAUGAAAGGUUUUUCUUUCAAGUCUGUUGUAUUCGGUGUUUAUCCUUGGAUGUUAAACUUGACUAAGAAAGGAAUUCUAAAAAAAAUAAUUUAAUUACAAGACAUCAUUAUAUAAUAAAAUAUAGUGUAAAGAGAAGAUAGAUUUAAUCCAAAAGAGCAGUUGUAAGAGUUAAUCAGAAGUUUGCGCUAAAUGUGAAACAACCUUAAUUCUUUUAAAAUGAUCACUAUUUCACUGGAGGUCAUAGCUGGAAAGAACAAGGUAUUGAAUAUUCUGGUGUAGUAGUUUGAAAUUAUAGUCGUCUACUCCAUGAGUAAAUAUGAAACGAUCCCAGGGAUAUUUAGUGGUCUAAUAUUAACAAAUUUUAUUGCACUUCACUCUUGGAUUCCACAUUUAUCCCACAUGGAUUAGAAUGCUCUGGCUUAACAGAAUUAUUUCUUUUCUUAUCAGAAUUGUAUUGUCAUGAAGCAGCUUUCAUUUUUGAUUAGCACAAAAUAUACUAUUGUUUAUUAGUCUUUUCACUGUUGCAUUUAUAAACUUAUACUAGCAGUUUGUUUAAUUUAUACUCUUAUAGUACUCGAUUGCAUGAUUACAUAUACUGUACCAUUGGACAAUGGUGAAUUACGUGGGAAAAAAAAUAAAGCAUUUGAAAUUGAUGUUGGGACUGGGUGAAAAAUACAAAGAAAGUGUCUGAAUGUGAUUACAGUUUGAUAAAUAUGGUAUGGACUUAUUUGUGAAAUUCAAUGGUGUGUGUACCUAUGUAGGAAUGAUGUCUUGUGCAAGGUAAGUAAGGUGAAAAUCUGAUUUUAGACGCCAAUGAUAAUAGGGUCAAGGGCUAGGGUUUUGAUGCUCAAAAUGUCUUGCUAUUUUUAUUUGCCCCAAAUUCAUUGGGGGUGGAGAGAUGACUUUGCAUUUUUUAUAGUUUGUUGUUGGGGGGAAAAUUUUAUAUCUAUUUCAGUACUCUGAAGAUUAUUAGUUGUUUUAGGAAGUUCUGAUGCAGUAUGUGUAUAUUAGGUGUGUCUCAUUACUUUUAGAACUGUUUCUGCGAUCACAUUCUUCAUUGAAGCUUUUUUAAGCAGUAAAUUAAAUACUAGUGUUUCCUGUUGUCAUUAAUUUCACACAUUAGUGUACUGUAUAUUGGAACUUUUAUUUGUACUGUGCAAGUUUUUUUUUCUUAUAUAUGAAAGUCUUCUACUUGUGGAAUUAUAAUUUGAGUAAUGUACAAUCUUACAUUUUUGUCACUCCGUAAAUGGUGAUUAUGUCUUUAUAUAAACUAAGAGGUUUUACAUUGUCUUGACACUUACUGAUAGGAUUCAUAUUUUAAAUUUUUUUAGCACCGUAUAUUGGAAAGGUUUCAUGUUUUUUAUAACCCUUUGUGUUCUACUUAUGUCCUAUUUUCAAAGUGCUCAUUUUUGUAGUGAAUUGGUUUGUAUGUGACAUAUUUUGUUUUAUUCUAGUUUUUAUGUUUUGUAAUUACUACUGUAUUUGAGAUGCUUUUUGUCUUCGUGCUUCUUAUUUAGUCGUAAAAGCUGAAAAUUAAAUGUAUUUCAAAUUUUAACCAAAUUCCCUUAUUUGAUAAGUCACAUUCUCAUAAUGUAAACUUUUGCAGUGUUAAAGGAAACUGCAGAACUGAUGUUUUUCAAAAGUUCCUUGUAGCUUUAACUUAAAGAAUUAGAUGCACUGUGUAAGCAGGGUUGUAAAGGCAAUUUCAGAAUUCUACCAAGUAAAAGCAAUCCCAAAUUUUUGUGAAUAAAAUCAACUCCUUGUUAAGAAAUUAGUAGGAGAGGCAGUAAAACUUGUUCAAAUACACUUAGUUGGUAAUUUGGUAGGUAGUGUUUGUCAAUUUAUAAGCUUGGUUUCAUUUUUAUUAAGAACAACUCUUCUUUGCCUGCUGUUUUGGAUUAUUAAAAAAAUACUUUUCUCAACACACUAGUAUCCUUGUCUUGGAUUAGUCCGGUUUAACAUUAAGGAGUUAUUCUCUCAUUGUUUCCUUGUCAUGUUUUUCUGCAAGUUUGUGGCCUACUUCACUGCUUGCUUAAUUUCUUGUCCAUCCCUGUACACUUUUUCUGUUAUGCUGCUAACUUGCUUCAACUUUAGUCAAACUACUUAUUUUUUACUUUAGUCAAUUUUUAUUUUUUAUUUUACUUAUCUCUAAAGAAUUCAGUUGAAACGAGUUAACACCUGUGAGGUUUGAUUUUUAGCUGGUUUCAAUUUUAUGUGGCAUUAAUUUUAAUAGGUGUAUUUAUCAAAAUUUUAAAAAUUCUUUUGAAGUUCUCACCUACAGGACAUGAAGCUUCAGAGCUUUAUAGAAAUCCAUGUUUGUACAGCGAAUGCAAAUCUGGUGUAAUAGUGUGUAUCUGUACCUAAGUUUCUUUCAAAUAUUCUAAUUGUGCUUUGCUUCUGUAUUUAUUUUUUAUAUAUACCUGCAAAGAAAAUAGAUAAUUCAACUCGUACCAUAUGUUGAGGUGAGCUGAUGGUUCUUGGGAAGUAAGCAUACUAAGGAAUAUUUGCUAGAUUUUCAAGGGACAGAUGCUGUUAGUAGUGGUGUCUUUAUUGUGUGCUUCAAUAAAAAUGAAAUGGUCGUUCAUAUAUUCAACCUCAUGCUCUUAGAUGUAGGGAGGUAAAGGUCUUGUAAAGGAAGAGUUCACAUAUCUUCUGGUUUUGUUUGGGCAGGCAAUGUUAGACUAAUAAUAGUUAUGAUACCAGCCAUCUUACAUUGAAGAAUUUGGUGACUUAAAAUUAUUAUUUAAUAAAAAUUUUCAUACAAUAUUGAGGGAAGUGUGAGGUACUCACAGAUUACAUUUGUUCUGAUACGGUAUACAAACCAUUGGUCCUUUACAAUAGAAGGUACUUAGCGCAGCUGAACCGGUCGUAAGCUUUUCGAACAAGGGGUUCGGUAGUUAACUACCUGUCUGGCAGUUAGCGGUACGCUCGACUGUGAGGUGAGGAGUCACUGCUUUCGGCCGUGCGCUCGUGGAUGGACGUGCUGCUCUUCGUCUCUGCCCGCUUCAGUCGUAUGCUUUGUUUUCUUCACUGUGUGAAGGCUUUAUCACUUUUUCUUUUACUUGUGUGUGUUGCAAGUACAAAGUAAGUGUAUGUCUGUUUUACUUUUCAUUUUUAUUAUGGAAAUUACUAACCAAGAGCCGGAGAAGCCCUCCCGCCCCCCCAUCAACCGUAGACUAUGCCCGGGUAUUGGGUGCCGUAAGUGUGGGGCUUCCCGCUCUUCUGUGGAGGUAGAUCCUCAUGAUUUUUGUGCUCAGUGUCGAGGGCGUGAAUGCUCUCGCACCGAGACUUGUGAUACGUGUAUCUUUUGGUCAGAGGCGCAGUGGGAGCGCUAGGGCUAGGGGGAGGAAGAAGCUGCGGAAGCCGGCUAAGGAGUCGUCAGAGGACUCCCCGGCUACGCCCUUGGUCACUGAUUUGUCUUCCUCCUUUCUCCUUCUGGCUCAGCUCCCUCGUAUGGCUCCUUCUCCUUCGGGGGAGGUUUCUCGCUCCCUCUCCUCCCUCGAUCAUUCAAGCAUAGAGGAGGGGGCGAAAUACCCCCAACAUCCAGUUGUACUCGGGGUCCUCUGUUCGCUCGGGCUGGGAACUAUUCUCCCCCGGCGAAGGGGGACCUCCCCACUGAUCUACCCGACUUUUCCUCCUUCAGACUUGCUGACCACGGGCGAUGAUCUCGGUAGGGCCUGGUACUCGCUGGGGCUGCAAGGGACACUGACGGUCCAGGGGCUGCCCUGCCUCCUGUUUCUGAUUUUGUUGCCGCUCCAGCCUUGGUACCAGUUCCUGCCGCCGUCAUUCCUGCUUGUGGUGUUGCUGCUCCCACCCAGGUCCUUCUGGACAGGUGCAGUCGGGCCCUGUUGCUUCGGCAACUGCCCCGGCUCUGUCCUGGAUGGAAGACCUGACGGUGGUGCUGAGGAAGCUGACGAAGAGGAAGAGGAGGGUGCUGUCUUUGUCUUCAUCGUCGUCGCCUGCCGCCGCUUCCCCUUCAACUUCUAAUGCCCCCAAGCUGAAGAAGAAGAAGGCUGCGUCCUCCCCCCUAAGAAGUCUCGCGCCGAGACUUCUAAGGGUCCGUCUCGCUCCGGUGGGACGGUUGGGACUUCCGUUGGUCCUCCUGUUCCUUCAGAGCGGGGGCUGUCUCCUCUGACUCAAGGAAGAAGACGGGGACCGGAGGAGUGUCAGCUAGCACCGGCACUUCCUCACCUGGCGCCAGAGGUUCUGCCUCGAUGCCAGGUACCAUCUCGGCCUCUCGUUAGCGAGACACCGAGUGUUCGCUCACCUGUGGGUGACCGGAUAGCCAAGACCCAGGCAUCCGAGUUUUCUCGGCGCCAGGAUCCAGGCACGGGAAGGAAGACUGGAGGGAGUCGCUCGGGUGACUCUCGCCAGACCAUUGAUGGCUCUCGUGGCGACGCGCUGGUACCCAGGGUUGACGCGACGGUCCCAGACCGCUCGCGGGCUGAGGCAAGGAAGCGGUCCCCUCGGUCGCUGGCUGGUCCAGGCGGCGUGAUGCGCCGUGAGGAUAAGCCUCGCUCCCCACCGCGACAGUGGACUCUGCAGGUCCCCCGACCUUCGCUCCUACCGGGACCAGGCGGAGAGGGGAACCAGCAGCAGCUUUUCUGGACCGUCGCCGCUGUUCGCGGUCCAGCCGCUUUCCCCGGGAGAGCCGUUCGACCAGGCCUGCAGACCGAUCGCCACCGUGGGUUGACGAUCGCCUGCAGCCCCCUAAGCACACCGUGCGUGUGGGGAGCGUCAGGCCUGCCUCUCCGAUGCCUUCAACAUCCUUGGGCUUUACCGGGAAGAGCGAAGUGAUCAGGAGCGAUCACAAAGGGCGCGCCCCUCGUGAUCCCGCCACGACGCCCUACGAACCUGUCACGGUCCUCGGACCAACCAGGUCGUACGCACACGUGGUAGGAGGAGACCAGGAGGGGUCUGUCGUGGUUCCUCCUGUGGAAGGAGGAGGUUCUCGGGAGGCAUACUCGUUGGAAGGGCUUGACGGUCCGUCUCCACAGGAUGCAGUCACUCCCGAGAUCCAGAGGUCGUUCGCGGAGGUAAUUACGCUGAUCCGUCAGCACAACGACCUCGGAGAAGGAUCGCUGCUCCCACCUACUGAACCCACAUCAAGCUUGGAGGCGUUCUGGGGACCUAAGAAGGAACCCAGGACGGCGGUGGGUCUGCCACGAUCAGCUUUGGCUGACAGCGUGCUGGGCCAGGUGGACGCUCUCGUCUCCGGACAGGAGGGUUCGCUUCGGUCCAGUAGGUCUGCUAAGCUCCUUCCUACACCUCUACUGCGACAGAGGCGCGUUUACAUGCCUUUGGAGGACCCUCUGCCGCCCAAACAGGUUAACCAGGAGCUAGCCAAGCUAACUCUGGGGGUGUCUCUGCUGCAGCUCCUGUCAGAGAACCUCUGGUCCUCACAGCAGGAGGCACUUGCCUUGGAGUCUACCGCAAUGGCAGCCUUCCAAGCAGUCUCAUGGCUUGACCUGUUCGAAAACCGCGGCCUCCUUAGGGAACAUCAUUCUUGAAGGAGACCCGGCUUUCAUGAGACUGUGCCAGACUAGGGGUAGGGCUAUCGCCAACCUGGCCCACCAGACGGCCAACCUGGUUCUCCGGCGUAGAGACACUGUUCUCAUCCAAGUGACCAGGGCAGGUGGGCAUGAGGCGGCUCUGGGUCUUCACAACGGACCAGUGCGGAGCUCCUCCUCUCUCUUCCCAGGAGAGAUGGUGGACACUGCGGCGGAAAGACGGCGCACUGACGACAGGGACCGUUUAGUACACCAGGCAGUCUCGAAGGCGUCUGGGCAGCCUCGAGUUACUGCGGCCAAACCUAGGAGUUUGGUUAGCACUUCCUCUGCGGCCAAGACAAUCGUAAUGUCGAAGCCCAAAGGAAAGGCUCUGCCUUCAACUUCUAAGGGCGACCGUCACCAGCCAUCCUUAUCACUAGGGGGUCAGGUAAGAAGUCGAAGAGAGGUGGGAAACGCUAGGGACGGCGUUCCCCCUCACCCUCGAGUCUCGGCCACCCCUCACCUCCAACCUGGUCCAUCUCCAAACCUACGUUCCUGGCUCGACCAAGGACAUGAUGUUUUGGCAGGAAGUGGAAGCCAUGCUGAGCAAACGAGCAGUGGAGAUCCUUCAGGAUCAAUCGCCGGGCUUCUACAGCCACCUCUUCCUUGUGGAGAAGUCUAUGGGGGCUGGCGCCCGGUGAUAGAUCUCUCUCCCUUGAACCAAUUCGUUCGCCAGACUCGGUUCACGAUGGAAACAGCUCGGUCGGUGCUCGAUUCCAUCAGGGAGAACAACUUCAUGCUUUCUGUAGAUUUGAAGGACGCAUAUUUCCAGAUAACCGUCCAUCAAUCCUCCAGGAAGUACCUCCGCUUCAUCCUCGACGGGACUGUGUACCAAUUCAGGGCACUUUGUUUCGGUCUCUCAACCGCCCCACAGGUGUUCACACGAGUGUUCACUCUGGUGUCUGCUUGGGCCCACUCAGUAGGGAUAAAUUUCUUGAGGUAUCUUGACAAUUGGGGAGCUCGCAGUUGCUGCAGGACAGAGAUCGACUCCUCGAAUUCUGUCGCGAUCUGGGAAUCGUGGUGAAUCACGAGAAGUCAGAACUCGAACCCAAGCAGAGGAUGAAGUACCUGGGCAUGCUGAUCGACACGGCAGCAGGGCGAGUCUUCCCCGCAGAUUCGCGGAUCAGCAGAUUCAGGGAGGCAGUAAGACAGUUCCUGUCUCGACAGGAGCAACUGGCUCAGCAGUGGCAAGUCAUGAUAGGCCACCUGUUGUCUCUCGAGAAGCUAGUCCCUCACGGGCGUCUUCACCUGCGGUCUCUUCAGUGGAGACUAAAGGAGUUGGUCACAGGCAAGGGACCCUCCCUUCCCUGUGUCCCUCAUGGAGGAGGUGAGGCAGGACCUAGCCUGGUGGCUGGACGAGAGGAACCUCGUAAGAGGAGUGCCUCUCUCUCUCUCUCUCUCUCUCUCUCUCUCUCUCUCUCUCUCUCUCUCUCUCUCUCUCUCUCUCUCUCUCUCCCCCCCCCGGAGAUGCUUCUCUUAUCGGACGCAUCGACCGAGGGAUGGGGCGCACACCUGGAGGAGUUGCUGGCUGCAGGUGUGUGGGAUCAUCGCGACAAGCACCUUCACAUCAACGUCCUCGCUCUCCAAGAGUUCCGGGAACAUCUGGUGGGACACUCGGUGGUGUUGAUGUGCAGCAACACCAUAGUAGUGGCAUACGUCAACAAGCAAGGGGGUCUAUUGUCCCUCCCGUUGCACCAGUUGACGCUGCAGGUGCACGAGUGGGCCACGAGUUGUCGGCUCGCUACAUUCCAGGCAAGAGGAAUGUGGUAGCCGACAAGCUCGGCCGUCGGGAUCAGGUGAUAGGAACCGAGUGGUCCCUUCACCCAGACCUGGCGGAAAGGCUGUUCAACCUGUGGGGGCGUCCAGUCGUGGAUCUGUUCGCCACCUGGCACAACAGAAAACUCCAGGUUUUCUACUCGAUCGUGCCGGACCCAUGGGCAGCUGAUCACUGCGAACCUUCGGAUGAUCCUGGUGGCGCCCAAACGACCUCAAGUCGUUUGGUAUCCGGACCUGCUGGCUCUGCUUGCCAGAGAGCCGAGAGAGAUUGCCCCCCUGGCACAACCUUUGUGCCAGCCACACGUGGAAUGGUACCACCGAUCCGUCGAGUCCCUGUGUCUUCACGGCUGGCUUCUAUCCACCAUCUCUUGCGAGCGAGAGGCUUUUCUCGCAGCGCAGCAACAGAGAUGGCCGGAUACCUUAGUCAGUCCUCUGCGGCUGUCUACCAGGGGAAGUGGUCCGUCUUCUGUGGUUGGUGUCGAGGACGGGGUCUCUCUCUCUCCUCUCAAGAGCCUCUCUUCAGCAGGUAGCGGAUUUUCUCAUCCUUCGCCGAGAGAAGCUCCUCUCCGUCUCUGCAAUUAAGGGCUACAGAGCCGCCCUGGCCUUAGUCCUUAAACUGCGAGGUGUGGAUAUCUCCUCUUCUUUCGAGAUCUCCCUCCUGAUGAAGAGCUUCGAGAGGUCUUGCCCACCCAGGGAGCUCAGGCCCCCGGGGUGGGAUGUGACUUUCGUCCUUAGGAGUUUGACUCGCAGACCCUUCGAGCCACUCCGAGAGUCGUCAGACAGGGAUCUGACCCUGGCAUCGGCGAAGAGAAUAGCCGAACUUCAUGGUCUUUCUCUCAACGUUAAGCAUUCCAGAGGAUGGGGAUCCGUGACGCUCGAUAUCGUCCCGAACUUCAUAGCGAAGACUCAGAAUCCUUCGGUCCCUGAUGACCGGUUCGAGUCCUUCACGAUCCCUUCCCUGAAGGAUUUCACCGAUAAUGAUGCGGAUGAGAUGCUGCUUUGUCCUGUGAGGGCGCUACGGCGCUAUCUGAAGAGAACUCGGCACUCAGGCCUGAGUGUCGACACCUCUUUGUUAGCACUGAGGUUACCAAGAAAGAGGUUUCCAAGAAUACUCUUUCUUUCUGGCUGCGUUGAGGUGAUCAGGAGGGCUUACAAGACAGCCGACUGUGACGACACCUGUACCUUUCGUCCGAGAGCCCACGAAGUCAGAGGUAUUGGUCCAACCCUUGUGUUCCACAAGAACUUCUCCCUGGCACAGGUACUGAAGGCAGGGGUUUGGGCCAACCAGACCACCUUCGCUUCUUUUUACCUUUGGGAUAUCACCCACAGGUCCUUGGACACCUUUUCCUUGGGACCCGUGGUGGCUGCUCAACAAGUUGUGUAGUCUACUCAGCACCCGAGCGGACAGAACAGCAUCGCAUCGUUGUGUGACUGUAUGCAUGGACGAGUAAAAGAGUGUGUGACUGGCUUCUCUUCCUCCUUCAUUCUUCCCUCUACCUGUGGGCAGAGGGCCACGGUCGUCACUACGCUGAACAGGAGGCCAAUGCAGGUAAACUACACAACCGAGCCCCAUUCUAUCUCUUUCAGUAGGGAUAGAAGUGUUUAUCCACCACUCCCCAACAAGGGGGGGAGUGGAAGCCAACAAGAGACAAACCCAUAACUUUACUUUGGUUCUUGAAGUAGGAACUAGUUCUUGCUUUUGCUAAUUAUAAGAGGUACGCUUGCCUCCCUCUUUUAAUUUGGUCCAGAAGUCUGACAUCUGAUCCUGCGGUGCACACCCUGAUCAGCUGGGCAGAGGCUAGGAUCCCUCCCUCUGCUCUUACGACCAGGGAGGGAAUCCAAGCUAGGACAAACACCAGUCUGUUCAUAAGACUCAGAUUCCACCCACCAAUAAGUGAGUCUUCCUAUUGUAAAGGACCGAUGGCUUGUAUACCGUAUCGGAACAAAUAACAAUUUGUCGAAAAUUGUAUUUUUCCUAACUACAAACCUGAGGUCCUUACAUAUACGUAGUCCCACCUCAUGCCACCCCUCCCUCUGCGUUUCCUGGACCUCAAGCAAAGCGACUCCUCGCCUCGCAGUCUGAAAAGCUUACGACCGGUUCAGCUGCCGUUAAGUACCUUCCUAUUGUAAAGGACCUCAGGUUUGUAUAGUUAGGAAAAAUACAAUUUUCAACAAAUUGUUAUUUUAAGUGUUGAGAAAUUAGACUUUUGGCUGUGGUAAAUGCCCUUGUAGGUAAUAUGAUUUUCAUCUGUUUCUGAGUCUUCUAAUUGAAGAGAAUGUGACCUCUUAAAUAAGGACAUUGUGCAUUUUAAAUGAAUUGGUUUUCCCAUUUUUAACUUUAGUUCACUAAUGCAAUUAUUAUUAUUUAGUUCACUAAUGCAAUUUUUGUGAUUUUGAAACCCCCAAAAGAAGCACUGGAAAAACAAAUUAAUUUUCAGUCUGAUUGUUAAUGUAUGUGGCCAUUACUUGAACAACUGUCUAUCUGCACAAAACAGAAAUCGGAGAAAAACUCUAUUAAAGUUGUGCAAUGUUUACAUUAUCAUAUGUCUGUUAAUAUUUAUGCUAUGACUUUAUUCUUUUUUUUCAAAAUGAAGCUAAAAGCAUGCUCUUUACAAAUGUGUGUGUGAAUAUUGUCUGCAAAAAACCAAAGUCUGAGAAAAGUACAAUAAUAGUUUGUCAACAUUGGAAUGACAAAUAUUGCACAUUUACCAUUCUAGUUACUCUCAUCACUCUCCCUGGAUUAUGAAUGUGAAAAACAUUUUUUUUUAUAUACAACUUCUAAACACUAGUAUAUGGAAGAAGAGUUGCUGAAUUCCAAAGUAAAGUUUAACUCAAAAUCUGAAAAUUUGCAGAUAGAUAUGGUUGUUCGAGUGACGCCUCAUUUCUCUGUAUAUUCAUUUUCAAAUGUCUGGUUUCAAGAGAGAUUUGAGUUUGCUCCAUUCCAAACACACUAUUGAUUGAUUUGGCUGUUGAUAAUUCUUUUUGUUUCAGUAUACUGUAUGAUACAGUAUACUGUAUGUAUAUAGGUUAAAUAAUAGUAUUGUAUGUUUGCCUAUCUUUAUAUGCUCAUUCCUCAGAUUCUGGCAAAGUCACUUUUCCGGACUUAUAUUUUGUCAAUUUUUUUGUAGUUUCAUUUUAAUGUGUUGUUUGAAUGUUUUUGGUGCUGCACAUUUAUCUGUAAUUCUAUGGCUUACAUGAUCUUUUAUCAAAGGGUGAUACUCAUGUUGGCACGGCAUUGUUUAUGGAUGAAUCAAUACAAGAUGAGAAUUGA